AUGGCAAUGAAUGCCAAAAGGCCAAGGCUGGAUGAAGCCCCCACUUUGCUUAUACGGAUUUGUGAUGCAUUUGUCCGGACACCAGUGAAUAUUAUAAGCCCUAUCAUAAAAGCAAAAGCUUCAGUGCGCGUCUUUUACAAACUUCAAGGCCAUUUACUGGAAAAAAUACUACGUGAAACAGGAGAAGGAUUUGGUUUGGAGUUAUCAAAUAUCCUCUGGCGCCAACUUACUGAGAACAGCCACAGCGACACUGAAGGCAAUAUUUUCAUAGAGUAUAGGGCAUCCAAGCCACUGGACACAGAUACAUUUGCCUUAUAUAAGGAUUGCAUAGAAAAACAGUUGAAAGAAUCAGGAAUAAGAAAUGUUUUAAUACAUCAAGUGAAGGAUCAGAUAACAGUUUGCCAGCCUUUAAUAACAGAGAUUGACUACAGGAUACAUAAGGUAACAUCCACAUAUCAGCGCCAGUUGGUAGGAGAUGGAAACCUGGUAGAUGCAGAAUUGCACAGCAUCCAAACACAGCUUGUAGAACUGCACCAAAACCCAAUUCAGGUGGCAGUAUUUUCACAUAAUGGUGUGGGAAAGAGUUUCCUUCUCAAUCUGUUGCUGCUACUGACAGAAGAAAACAAGGAGGAAUUGGAGGCUAACGGACUGAAGAAAAUACAAACAUUGCAGGCCAUUGAUGAACAUGCAGAAGUUAGAAUGGUGAAGGAUGAUUAUUGUACAGAGCUGCCAGAAGCAAUACAAGAUUUUAUUAAAGACCUUAAUGGCGAUGAGAGAAACUUCCAGAGUUUAGUGGGAUCUAUCUGCCAUGAGUUAAGAUUUACAAAUCAAGAGGAAUUAAGAAAAAAUGCAGAUUCCUUUGGAAAUCUCGGGGACUAUUUUACAGACCAAAAGAGGAUUAGCAUCGAGCCUUACUUGCUGCCACAGAAAGAGAUAUGUUAUUCUUAUAAUUCCACAACAAAAUGUAUAUUCAUUAUAAAAUAUGGGGCUUCCUUUCAAAUGAGAGUGGAUUACCUGGACAAGAAACAAAUACAAAAUCAGUUGUUUGAGCUCAAAUUUCUAGAGCCAGAAAUGAGAACAAUAAAAUCUGAUAAUGAAAUAAAACAAAUGGCUUUUGAGUCACUGAAGGCACGAGCCGCUGUAUUAACUGCAUAUGCUUUCCCUGAAAAUGAUGAGCAAGCACUCAGGAACAUCCUGUGUUCUAUAACCCAUCCUGAAGAUGUUAAUAUAUCCAGAGACGUUGAAGCAUUUGCAGGAAAAACAGAAAUAUAUCUUGGGAAAGGGGAAAAUGCUUCAGAAGAAAGGCUGGCUCUUCAGAAACUCCUCCAAGAGUUUACAUUACAAAAUGAAGCUACAUCUGACCUCAUGAGCAAAAAAAUUGCAGCAGUUAAAAGCAUUGUGGUUUAUGUGCCCAGCAAACUCCUGCAUAGCGGGAUAGAAAUGGUGGAACUGCCGGGAACUGACCAUUCUGACCCACUGGUGUUCAGCUUUAUACAAGAUGCUCUGGACACAGCCGAUGCCUUACUUCUGCUGUCUGAGUUUGCCUUUGUCGUUACUGGAAAAGAAGUUAAAUACAUGCUUAAACACAGUGGUUUCUUUAAAAAUUGGCUAAAGGAUUCACAAGAAUAUAAACUAAUGUUCCUUUCCUAUCCAGAAAAGUAUCAAAAAUAUCAGUUUGGAAGAAGUGACCUAAUCAACCUACAGAGGAUGGAACAUGAAGAGGAAAAGAAAAGAAUGAGGGAAUUAGAGGAGCUUUCCAGAAUAAUGUACCCGAAUUCUUUGACCCCAAAUAUGACAAGAAAUAUAGUUACUUCAACAAUUUUGCCACUGUUGCACACAUCAAUCCACGCACAAGAGGGAAUGCCUCAUGAACUGAUUGGGGAAUAUGCAAGAUUUUUACAAUACACUGGAAUUCAAAACUUACUCACCCAGCUUGAUCUCUUUAUUCUGAAAAGAAAACAAAUUCUGUUAGAAGAGCUUGAAAAUAAACUGACUGAUUUUGAAAAAAAGAAAAGCAAUGAAUCAAACAAGGGACCCAGAAACAGCGCUGGAUGUAGCCCACAAAAGCCAGAUAUUAUACAAGAAUCCUUUUUGAAGAAAAAUGAAGACCUUUUCAAUGGCCUGAAACAAACACAAGAAAGAAUAAUUAAUGACACCAUCAACUCCACACUAACAGAUUUAAUGCUACAGUCGGCCACAAGUGCCAUAAAAAUGUGGGCUGAAAAAGAGAGAAAAAUUACAGAUCCUGGGAUCUUCAAUCCAGAAUACAAAGGCAAACAUCCAGCUUUUCAGGUGAAAAUACAUGAUUUGUUGUUUGGUGAUCUUGCCGAAAAGUUACCACUAGUUUUUCAGAAACUUAUUAAGGACCUAAAGCAAGUAUUUGAACAAUACAAGGUACAUCAUAUAUUUCAGUAA
Messenger RNA from Xenopus tropicalis (tropical clawed frog), 2415 nucleotides. RefSeq lists its product as uncharacterized. Lineage: Eukaryota; Metazoa; Chordata; Amphibia; Anura; Pipidae. The record is from RefSeq and is a predicted model, not a curated record. The transcript is spliced from 18 exons. The coding region runs from base 1 to 2415 and encodes 804 amino acids.